Messenger RNA from Anopheles maculipalpis, 1740 nucleotides. Its product is annotated as serine protease 53-like. Gene Ontology annotation, molecular function: serine-type endopeptidase activity. The record is from RefSeq and is a predicted model, not a curated record. Bases 13 to 1722 code for a protein of 569 amino acids. Gene Ontology annotation, biological process: proteolysis. The transcript is spliced from 5 exons. NCBI's taxonomy places the organism in Eukaryota, Metazoa, Arthropoda, Insecta, Diptera, Culicidae.
UUCCACAGCAGCAUGGGAAAGGUUAUCAGCGAGUGUUGGGGAAUUCCCAUGUUAUUAAUGGUGCUGUUUACAUUGCAACAACCUGCCACAGUGGACGCGUCAACCUGUGGAGUGCGCCGUCUUUCACCGAUGGGCCUGGUGACGAAAGGCAUCAAGGCAGAGCGUGGUGAUUGGCCAUGGCAUGCAGCACUAUUUGCACGGGGAAAGAAGACGGCUAGGCCCGAGUACAAGUGCGGUGGAUCUAUUAUCAGUGAAAACUUCAUUCUCUCUGCUGCUCACUGCAUAGAGGAACCGAACCCGGAACGAUAUUUCGUGAAGGUUGGCUUGUAUCAGCUAUACAAUGACACGGACCCGAAUGUAGAAAUUUACAACCUCUUCGAGAUUAUCCUACACUCCAAGUAUGAUAGUCGAAAGUUUUACAACGAUAUCGCCCUAAUGCGUCCCGAUCGUGUGAUCUCGUUCUCGACGUUCGUCAUAUUCCCAAUCUGCCUGUGGCCAGCACACAACCCAUCGCUUAUCGAUGUUCUCCGACAGUCGGGAAUAGCGGUUGGGUUUGGGUUUGACGAGUCCCACCGUAUCAGUGAAACGCUUCAGCAAGCCUCAAUGAAGGUGAUUGAAAAGCAAAAGUGUAUCGAACAGCUACCCGAACACGUUCGCUUCCUGCCACAGGACGUGGGUAAACUAUGUGCCAUCGGGACCGAAACGGGUGCCAACGUGUGCUCUGGGGACAGUGGCGGUGGUUUGUACUUUGCGAAGGAUCAAGUAUGGUAUUUGCGCGGUAUUGUGAGUGCUGCCGCUAGGAUGGAUCUAGACAAUGGGGAGUCGUCCUGUAAUGCAGCACUGCCGGCCACUUACACCGAUGUUGCUCAGUACACCAGCUGGAUCAACGCUCACCAGCGGAUGGUUGAUCAGAGGAAUUUGCUGAAGCUGGAAGAUUGUGGCAUGGCAAGAAACUCUGAGAUACCGGACGAGAUGCAGAAGCCUGUGUUUAAUCAAUACCCUUGGAAUGUGCUCCUGGAAUUUCGGCAGCUAAAUAAGGCUCAGAUUCAUCUGGUGUGCAGUGGAGUGCUGGUACAUCCACGAUAUGUACUCACCGUAGGCCACUGUAUCGAUGGGAUCUUCAGUAACUACAAUCUCAAAUCUGUUCGUCUCGGCGAGUACAAUAUACGCACGCUGGAAGACUCCGAUGCCGGUGUCACCAUCACGUCCCAAUCGGUUGAUAUUGAGCAAGUCCUCUUCCAUCCGAGCUACAAUCAACCUCUCUACAGCAACAAUCUGGCUCUGUUGAAGCUUAAGCACAAUGCCGAUACAGCCAAACCGAACAUUAAACCCAUCUGCCUGCCCAGCAUUGAUGAUUACAAGGAAUCUUUUCUAACGCUCAGCGGCUGGAAGCGCAACAAAUACCUCUUUCCAAAACAGGAACGUGAUGCGAUGAAUCUCUCCUCGGUCGCUAACUGUCGCAGCGACUACGAAAAACUCGGCAUCCAUCUACCAGCAACGGAAGAUGUACUGUGCGGAGUAUAUAAAGCACGUGCAGCAGGACACUGUCACAAUUACGCCACCGGAUCUCCACUGCAAUACAUUAAGCGGGUUGAUAAUGUGCCACGCUACUUCCUGGCAGGGAUGAUGAUGUUCAACUUUCCCUACUGCCGUGCAAAUGGUAGCGAAAUGUUUGUAAAUCUAGACAGUGCAAGCGAGUGGAUAAAGGACACGAUAAAGUGAUCGUAGUAAACACGAAGA